Vicia villosa (hairy vetch) is the source of this 4521-nucleotide messenger RNA. Its product is annotated as putative disease resistance RPP13-like protein 1. Gene Ontology annotation, molecular function: ADP binding. The transcript has 5 exons. Lineage: Eukaryota; Viridiplantae; Streptophyta; Magnoliopsida; Fabales; Fabaceae. The record is from RefSeq and is a predicted model, not a curated record. Gene Ontology annotation, biological process: defense response to other organism. Bases 388 to 3573 code for a protein of 1061 amino acids.
UAAUGGACUCCCUUCCCAGUUCCCACAACACAUUUACAGUUUCAUUUUGCAUUCCUUUCUCAGAUAACAAACAGAAGUUAACUACUUCUCCGUUCCUAUCUCCGACUACUGUUACGACCUCUAACAGAAAAACCAACUCUGUUUUCGCAUACUCUUUCAAACAUAUUACCGUCCUUUUCUUCUCUCACCGCGGGAAGGCGUUUUCCGGUCACCUCAUAUGUUCUUUUUCAUUGGAAGAUUCUAGUCUCAGCUAGUUUAUUCUCACACUUUCAGGUUCUUUUUUAUUGGAAGAUUCUAGUCUCAGCUUGUUUUCUCACACACUUUCAGAUUCUCUUUCAUUAGAAGAUCAAACGUUCAGUUUGCUUGUCCAAACAUUUUCAGGUAGCCAUGGCAGUAAUGAUGGUUGCAGGAGCAGUUCUCACCCCUAUCAUUCAACUUGCUAUUCAGAGUCUUACCUCAAAAUAUUUCGAAAACCUCUUCAAUAAACGAUUGUUGGAAAAACUUGCAAACACUUUGAAUUCUAUAAAUAAAGUCUUGGAAGAUGCAGAGACAAAGCAGUACCAGAAAGAUGAGGUGAGGAUUUGGCUUGACAAUCUAAAGCACGAGGUAUAUGAAGUAGAUCAGCUGUUGGAUGAGAUUUCUACUAGUGCACGACAAACGAGCAAGAGCAAGGUUAAACGCUUUAGCUCAUUUUUGCCAAAUCAGUUUAAAUCUAGGAUCAAAGACUUGCUAGAUAAGCUAGAAGAUCUUUUAAAGCAGAGUGAUGUUAUGGGAUUGAAAGAAGGAACAAGUGCUCAUAAUGAAGUUGAAGUCGGUCCGAAUUCUUCAAAAAGACCGCCAACGACGUCUUUGGUGGAUGAAUCUCUCAUAUGUGGUAGAAGGGUUGAAAAGGAGAAAAUUGUCAGUUUCUUACUCUUAGACAAUGGUAGUAGUAGCAACAACACACAAACACUCAGCAUAAUUGGUCUUGGUGGGAUGGGUAAGACCACCCUUGCUCGGCUCGUCUACAAUGAAGACAAGGUGCAAAAGUGCUUUGAACUUAAAGCUUGGGUUUAUGUUUCAAAUCCGUUUGAUAUUACCAGACUCACCAAAGAAAUUCUCGAGCAAUUUAAUUCUUCACCAAAUAGUGAAAGCUUGGAAAUACUCCAACGUCAAUUGCAACAGACGGUAACAGGUAAGAAAUAUUUGCUUGUUCUAGAUGAUAUUUGGAACGCAAAUGAGAAAAGUUGGAAGCAUUUACUAACUCCCUUUAACAAAGGAUCUUCUGGAAGUAAAAUUAUUGUGACAACACGAAAUAAGGACGAUGCAUUAGCCAUGGAAUCUGCCGAGUUAUUUGAAUUAGAACAAUUGGGGGAGACUGAUUGUUGGGAUUUAUUUGUGACACAUGCUUUUCGCAACAAAAACGUGAGUGAAUAUCCAGAUUAUGAAUCAAUUGGAAGGAUGAUUCUAGUCGACAAGUGUGGAGGGUUGCCAUUAGCCGUGGAAUCAAUGGGGAAGCUCUUGAGAAGAAAAUUCUCUAAAAGUGAAUGGGAUAAAAUAUUGAAGACUGAUAUGUGGUGUUUAUCAGAGAGAGACAGUGACAUAAAUCCAGUAUUGAGACUGAGUUACCAUAAUCUUCCUUCCAUUUCGAAGCGUUGUUUUGCUUAUUGUUCCAUAUUUCCCAGGGGUUAUACGUUUCAAAAGAACAAUUUAAUCAAUCUUUGGAUGACAUAUGGUUUGCUGAACUCAUACAAAAGUGUCAAAAGUAAAGAAGAGUUGGGUAGUGAAUCGUUUGAAGAUCUUGAAUCAAUUUCAUUUUUCCAAAGAUCACUAGAUUUUGAUGGUUGUUUUGUCAUGCAUGAUCUUGUCAAUGACUUGGCAAAAUCAGAGUCUCGAGAGUUUUGCGUACAAGUAGAGGGUGAUAAGGUGCAAGAGAUAUCUGAAAGGACACGCCACAUUUGGUGUUCUCGUAAUUUGAAAGCCGACGAUGAGAUAUUAAAGCAUAUUUAUAAAGCUAAGGGAUUACACAGUUUGUUGGUAGAACCACCAAGAGAUGGUAGCAAAAGCUUCAUGAUAAGCAACAAUGUGCAAUGUGGCUUGUUUUCAAAGCUAAAAUAUUUGCGGAUGUUGUCGUUUUGUGGUUUUGGUCUAGAACUAGCAGAUGAGUUAGGCAGUUUAAAUCUUUUGCGUUAUCUAGACCUGUCUUGGACAGAUAUUAAAAGGUUGCCCGACUCUUUCUGUAAGCUUUAUAACUUGGAGAGACUGGAAUUGGAAGGGUGUGGUAAUUUGACUGAAUUACCUUUAGAUUUUUACAAACUUGACCGUUUACACCAUCUUAAUCUGGAAGGAACUGCAAUAAAGAAGAUGCCAGAGAAGAUAAGGAAACUAACCCAUCUACAAACACUGACUAAUUUUGCUGUGGGAGAGUCGAGUGGGUCUAAUAUUAAGGAGUUAGAAAGUCUCAAUCUUCUUCAAGGAAAAAUUUGUUUUUCAGGAUUGAAUAAUGUCACUGAUCCAACACAUGCCGUAAAGAGCCGUUUGCAAGAUAAGAAGUUUUUAGAAGAAAUACAUAUGAUAUUUGAUGGUUCAGUAGUGAAAAGCAAUGUGCCUGUCUUGGAUGCCCUUCAACCAAAUAACAAUCUGAAGAGGCUCACUAUUCAGAACUACAAUGGUAAUAAGUUUCCAAAUUGGCUAAGUGGUUGUGAUUUACCCAACUUAAUAUCUCUUAAACUGCAGAACUGUGAAGGAAUGAAGAUCUUUGGCAAUAACUCAACAAAUGUUCCGUUCAAGUUCCUUGAAGUUUUGGAAUUUGACUCCAUGUCUGAAUGGGAGGAAUGGUUAUGUAUUGAAGGGUUUCCUCUUCUUAAAGAGCUUUGCAUAAGAGAUUGUCCCAAAUUGAAAAGAACACCCCCUCCACACCUUCCUUCAUUACAUAAAUUGCUGAUUAGUGGUUGCAAAAUGCUGGAUGUGUCAAUUCUCAAUUAUGAUAAAAUCAUAGAGUUGGAUCUACGGUAUUGUAAGCGGAUUUUGAUAAAUGAAUUGUCAUCAAGCUUGAAAAGGUUUGUCCUCUAUAAAAAUCAGUAUGUUGAGUUCUGCAUGGAACAUUUAAUCAACAAUCCCAAUCUGGAAGUGUUGGAGUUGGAUUUCAAGGACUUUGUAGAAUGUCCCUCUUUAGAUUUGUGUUGUUAUAAUUCUCUGUUGAAACUUUCAAUAAGAGGAUGGAAGUUCUCCUCCUUGCCUUUUUCACUACACUUGUUCACCAAUCUCAAACAUCUAGACAUCUGGGAUUGUCCAGAAUUAGAAUCUUUUCCUAUGGGCGGUUUCCCUUUCAACUUGAGCAAUCUUGAUAUAGUUAAAUGUCCUAAAUUGAAAGCUUCGAGAGAGGACUGGGGUUUUCUCAAAUCUCCCGAUCAUGUAUAUAUUAAUAACUGCCCUAGUCUUGAGCACUUGCCAGAGGAGUGGAGUUCCCUUGAUUAUUUGCGCAUUACACACUGUCCAUUAGUUAAGGAGAAGUACAAAAAGGAGGGAGGAGAGCGUUGGCAUACAAUUAGUCACAUCCCUCAAGUGAAGAUUGAUGGUAUUGAGCAGCAUUAGAUUGAGCUGUAGAAAUGAGAUGUUUGUCAGAGGCAAGUACAACCCAUGUGUUCACAGUAAUAUCACUCUGUAUGUAUUUGAUGUUUAACAGUGACGUGAUCCUCAAAGAUCUUGCAGACCAAGACAUACCAUUGCCAUCAUCAAGAAGCAUGAUCAGUUUACCAAUCUUUUCAUCAAUUCAAAAGUAUGGAUUCAACUGUUUUCGAUUAUUGUCUGAUCAAUAAGAAUUUGACUAGUUUCCCUUUGUUAAUUGUCCAAUUUCCCUUUUAUGUAGUGUCUAUUGAGACAGGAUACAAUAAUUUUCUUAUUAUACUAUUGAUCAUCAUUUCUAGUUAUUCAAAACUAUUUCAUGGUAUUCUUCAUUUUGAAUUUCAAAUCAUUCUAUAUAUUUAUAUAAAACGGUUUUAAAUUGCUGAUAUCCUUACAAUAUAUUUCACGGAUAUUCAUACCUGUCAUUGACUCAUUGUUCAUAGGUGAAUUAGUUUCAUACCAGACUCGGAUAACUGAUACAGGGUCGAGUUUUCUAAAAUAUAGUAUUAGUGUUUCAGUUCAGCAGGAAUACGAUUAUGGAAUCGAAUUCAACUUUUUAUGGUAGCUGCCGCAUCGCAUAUGCAGAAUGUAUUUUCUGUGUUUUUCUGAACUGUGUACUGAUAUGGAUAGACUUUAUAGUUUAUAUUGUAUUUGUAUCUGUUGUGUGAUCUCAUUUGACACACAUUCCCAUACAAUUCUUACACGGUAUCGGUAGUUUUAGGUUACAUGGUCUUUAUAAAACUUUGGAAGCUUCCAUUCCGAUGGUCGAUAUGCUGUUAGUGUUGACUUUGAAAACAUGGAGGUACUUUCCAAAUGAGAACAUGCUGCCACCAACUCUCUAUCGACACAGUUUAAAAUAUGUUGAUGGAUAUGACAAACAAGUUUUGCAUACAAUUGAACUUAGCGAUACUCCAAUUU